Molecule: messenger RNA, 1806 nt
Organism: Doryrhamphus excisus (bluestripe pipefish)
Lineage: Eukaryota; Metazoa; Chordata; Actinopteri; Syngnathiformes; Syngnathidae
Product: transcription factor 12-like
Biological process (GO): regulation of transcription by RNA polymerase II
Cellular component (GO): chromatin; transcription regulator complex
Molecular function (GO): DNA-binding transcription factor activity, RNA polymerase II-specific; RNA polymerase II cis-regulatory region sequence-specific DNA binding; protein dimerization activity
Source: RefSeq, a predicted model, not a curated record
ACCGGCAGGGGUGGAUUAGGGGGAGGGAGUGUAUGAGGACUGUAUACACAUGAGUAGAGGCACCGAGUGGCUGACUGACUGACUGGCUGGCUGACUGACUGACUGUGUGGACUGUACUGUGAAAACCAGCAGAGUUAUGUACUGUGCUCAUCCUGUCUCAGGCGCAGGCAGCAACUCACUGAUGUAUUGCUACAACAUGAAAUCUAUUUACGGCCAGUCCCCCGGUAAUGAUGACAUCAACCAGAACUUGUCUUUACAGCCGUCUAACAAGGCCUCCAGCAAUGUAUUUGCCAGCACUUUUUUUGAGGGCACCAGCAAUUUGCCUGACAUCUGGAGCGCAGUAAAUGGGCUGAACCAACACGGGUAUGAAGGUGCACUGGGACCAACCAACAACCACCAAACGCCGGCGGGGAACUACAACAGUCUGCAGCAGCAUGGCCACCUGGACUACUCCUCCCAUACAGUAAUGGCCGCCGACAUGAACAGAGCUCUCCCUCCUAUGUCCACUUUUCACCGCAACAAUGUAUCAUCACACGCUCCUUUGAUUAACACAACAGAGAAUUCCACAGUCUCAGGGAACCAGACAAAUGUAUCAGGAGGGUCACAGACAGGCGAUACUUUGGGAAAAGCUCUGGCUUCUAUUUAUUCCCCUGAUCACACCAGCAGCAGCUUCCCUUCCAGCUCGUCCACGCCUGUGAGAUCUCCGUCCCCACUGCCAAACGCCAACGAACCCGCAGGAAACAAUAUGUGGCCCCGGAGCUCCGUACAAGCACCUAUCUCGCCACAUUAUGAGUCCUCACUUAUAUCCAUGUCUCAGGUAGAAGACCGACUGGACAGACUGGACGAUGUGAUCCAUGUCUUAAGGAACCACGCUGUCGGCCCCACUGCUGGAUUCGCUUCUGACAUUCACGGACUGCUCAACCAGAACCACCAUGGCCGGCCAAACGCUGUCGGAACGCUGCCCCUCAACUGCCACUCUCCAUCCAUGGUUGAAGCUGUCACCAUGAAUAACAACCACUCAGCCUUCCAGAGCCGCACACAAAAUGGCCACCUGUACUCCGCCAAGCAGAGGGCCACACUUGAUCUGACAUCAGGAGAAGGCAGAGGCGGUUUGGGCAUUCCGGGGAAUGUGGAGCUUAAGAUGGAGAGCAGCGAGAGGGAAGACAUGAUGCAUACCAGUAACAGUCACAGCUCCGACAGUCAGAGGUCAGACGAGGAGAGUGAACAUAAGACGCACGGAGAAAACAGUACCAGGGACAGCAUCCACGAGGAUGAAGAUCUGAGUCCAGAGCAGAAGGCCGAGCGUGAGCGUGAGAGAAGGAUGGCCAAUAACGCUCGGGAGCGUCUGCGCGUGCGGGACAUUAACGAGGCAUUCAAGGAACUCGGUCACAUGUGUCAGUUACAUCUCAAGAGCGAGAAGCCACAGACCAAGUUGCUGGUGCUGCACCAGGCCGUGGCCGUCAUCCUCAGCUUGGAACAACAAGUCAGAGAGAGAAACCUCAACCCAAAAGCAGCAUGUCUCAGGAGGAGAGAAGAGGAAAAGGUCUCUGCUGCCAUGACAGAUCCACAAUCAAUGCAUGUCACCUUUCAUUCAGGUUUGACUGACCCUGCAAACCCAAUGGGUCAUCUCUGAGGCUCCGAAUAUAGUAGUGUAAAACUCCCAAUUACCAAUGUGGACUUAAGUGCUUCCAAAAUGACUAUUAUAUAUUUUUAUUACAAUUUGGUUGGUGAUAGGGUGUUUAUUGGCCCCAGUCGAGCACACAAUUUUAAAUCAGCUCUCCAAUAAAAGCUUCACUUCCUCAUAUA